This is a messenger RNA of Dichotomopilus funicola, 345 nucleotides long. RefSeq names its product GTP cyclohydrolase 1 type 2/Nif3. Lineage: Eukaryota; Fungi; Ascomycota; Sordariomycetes; Sordariales; Chaetomiaceae. The coding region runs from base 1 to 345 and encodes 114 amino acids. The transcript is spliced from 2 exons. The record is from RefSeq and is a predicted model, not a curated record.
AUGACAACCCCCACCCCAACAAAAUACAAACUCAUCUUCUUCGUCCCCCCCUCCGCCCUCGAAGCCUGCAAAACAGCCAUCUUCGCCGCCGGCGCCGGCCGGUAUCCCGGUUCCGGCAACUACACCGAAGUGUGCUUCACAUCAUUCGGUACGGGCCAGUUCCGGCCCGGCGCGACGGCCAAUCCGCAUAUUGGUACGCCAGGCACGCUGGAGGAGGUGCAGGAGGCGAGGGUGGAGAUUUUAUGCGUUGGGGAGGAGGUGGUGAGGGGGGCUGUUGGGGGUUUGAAGAGGGCUCAUCCGUACGAGGAACCGGCAUACGAGGUGUACAAGUUGGAGGAUUUCUAA